Messenger RNA from Entamoeba invadens IP1, 780 nucleotides. RefSeq lists its product as hypothetical. NCBI's taxonomy places the organism in Eukaryota, Evosea, Mastigamoebida, Endamoebidae. Bases 1 to 780 code for a protein of 259 amino acids. The record is from RefSeq and is a predicted model, not a curated record. The transcript has a single exon.
AUGUGGGGAGGAGAAACACGAUUUUGCUCAAAAAAAUACGCCACGUUUAAAGACGAAAUGAAAUGCCCGAAAUAUCACGAGAUUGAAAAAGUCGGAAAGAUAGGAGGUGUGAUCGACUGCAUUGGGCGGGGUGUUAAAAUUUCUUUGAUUUUACAAAGGAUUCCGUUGGUUAUCACAACAACCUAUUCAAACCAAAAGAAAGGCAUUUAUUUUAAAUCUUCUUAUAACAACGUCACAACAUCUUCUAAAAUCAUCAACAGUUUACAAAAGGUUGAAGUUGGGACUGGUUGUAAAGUAACAGAAAAAGAUUAUACCAUAGGUGUUGAGCAUGGGGUAACUUAUGCCAGACCUAUGAAAAUCACGUUCAAUACACUUGGGUUGUAUCAAAAAGUUUAUUGUAACGCCUUCGUGACAUAUCACCCACUACUUAACAACUUUCCUCGAGUGUCGUUUUAUACGUUUGUUAUAUUUUUUUCAAUUAAAACGUUAAUUGUGUUUUUUUGCGUGAAAAACACAGUAAAAUUUCUCACAAAAAGCGGCUCAAAUUUCGCCUCGUUCGGCAUCUGCUCACUUUUUUCACCUCUCAAAAAUCUUGAGAUAAUGACGGAUGUCAAAAUGAAGAAACGCCAAAACGAAAAGGAGGAUUUUCAAGUUUCUUUUGGGACAAAGUACUUCUCAAAAUUUGGAGAUCUGAGAGCACUUGUAUCUUCGGCUGGUGAUGUGAUGGUCGGAAUACAAGCAAAUUACUGUUCUUUGGUAUUUUCAAAGCGAUUUUGGUGA